Epinephelus lanceolatus (giant grouper) is the source of this 1203-nucleotide messenger RNA. RefSeq names its product endothelial cell-specific molecule 1 (gene esm1). NCBI's taxonomy places the organism in Eukaryota, Metazoa, Chordata, Actinopteri, Perciformes, Serranidae. The record is from RefSeq and is a predicted model, not a curated record. Gene Ontology annotation, cellular component: extracellular region.
ACCUGAUGCACCAGAGGUCACUCCGCUCAAGUCUCCCAGAGGUGCUCCGCUUCUCCGGCUCUUCUUCCCGAGACAUCCCAAAAGACAGCAGCCCUUCCACGAGCUCUCCACGCCGCAUCCAGUCAUGUCUUUUCUCCUCAUCACAGUGUUGUCCUCACUCAUAGUGCGAGAUGCUGAGGCGUGGGGCGCCAAUGUCAAGUACGCGGUGAACUGCCCCGACAGAUGCAACGCGGAGCGGUGCGGCGGGACGCAGCGGUGCACACGGACCGUCCUGGAUGACUGCGGCUGUUGCCAGGUCUGUGCAGCCGGCAGAGGGGAGCACUGUUACCGCACGGUGUCGGGGAUGCACGGGGUGAAGUGCGGACCGGGAUUAUUCUGCGAGUUCUACAAGGAUGAGGACGAUUAUGGAGACGAGUAUGGGAUUUGCAAAGACUGCUUGUAUGGAACCUACGGGGUUGAGUGCCGCAAGACAUGCAACUGCAAAGGUGGCAUAUGUGACAGGGAGACAGGAGCUUGCCUCACCCUCAGAUUCUUUGCCAAAAUUGCCAGCAAGCUCAAGACUGAGACUCAAGAAGGGGGAGAGGUGGGCUCAGGAGAGGUCAGCACUGCCCAGAACUCAGUUCAACACACGGACAGAUCCACUGCUCCAAAGCGACUCAACCCUCGCUGACAAGUGCUGACAAGACUGAAUCUAUUCAGUGUAAAUGUAGCAUUAACUUAUAAAUGAACUGAAAGAUAUAUUUUAUUAUGUUAAAUGAUGAAAAAAACUUUUUUACAGCAUUUGGAAGUUUCGUUUGGUUUGUUCGGUCCUUACUUGGCAUAGGCAUCAUUUUCUAAUGAAAUAUGCAGAUGAUAUUAUUCUCUUCAAAUUCUCCAUUUUUCUGUUUUGUUCUUCAUCUGUUUCUCACGAUUAUCCUGUAGGAGCUUCAGUGUAGACCUGAUUGUCUCAUUUAGUGUGCCUUCAUACAUUACUGUUGAGAAAAUGAGAGUUAAUGUCACAAAAGGACCUUGCAUUUAUUUCCAAACUGGACACAGCAAUAUUUUUUCAUCCAUUCAUCAUUGUAGUCCGCUAAAUAUUUUGAAGUUUUCCAUGCUGAUAUUUUAUUUGUAUUGUAUAUAUGAAAAGAUGACAUGGAAAAUAUCAUGUGUAUGACACCAGCCAGUGUAAAGAAUGCUCUUACAAUUAAACCAAAGUUAUCACUG